Messenger RNA from Morus notabilis, 804 nucleotides. RefSeq names its product protein yippee-like. Gene Ontology annotation, cellular component: ubiquitin ligase complex. Bases 235 to 624 code for a protein of 129 amino acids. NCBI's taxonomy places the organism in Eukaryota, Viridiplantae, Streptophyta, Magnoliopsida, Rosales, Moraceae. The transcript is spliced from 6 exons. The record is from RefSeq and is a predicted model, not a curated record.
UAAUUUUCUUUUAAAAAAAAGAAGUUUUCAAAAAGAGCGAAACGAAAAGAAGAGAAAAAACCGUAAUAUACACGUCUUGUCAAUGCUCCACUUUUACAGAUUAAUAAGAAGAAGGAAAAAAAAAAGCCAUUUAUAAUUGUUGUGUUGUGACUUGUGAGAUGCGAUAGCUUCUCGGCCCACAUUUCUUGCGAACUACAGGAAAUCAGAAGCUAAACUGCGCAGGAGAUUUGAGGGAUGGGGAGGUUGUUUGUGGUGAGUUUGGAGGGGAAGAUCUACAGCUGCAGGCACUGCCGGACCCACCUUGCUCUUUGUGAUGACAUCGUCUCCAAGUCCUUCCACAGCAGGCAUGGGAAAGCUUAUCUCUUCAGUAAGGUAGUUAACGUCUCUUUGGGAGAGAAAGAGGAGAGAUUGAUGAUGACUGGAUUGCACACUGUUGCUGACAUCUUCUGUGUUGGCUGUGGCUCGAUUGUUGGGUGGAAAUAUGAGACUGCCCAUGAAAAGAGCCAAAAGUACAAGGAAGGAAAAUCUGUUCUCGAACGGGUCAAGGUUUCGGGUCCUGACGGAAACAAUUUUUGGGUUAGUCAUGAGACGCAGGUCGGCGGAAGUGAUGCAGAUGAUGCUUGAUUUCCAUUGAUAUCCAAUAAUAAUUGUACAUUCUUUAACUCUCCAUUGAUAUUGUUCAAAUCAUGUUUUCGUUCCAAAACUGCAAACUUCUCAUUUGGGGUGGCUCCUCGCCCGCUCGUUCUUCAAUAACAAUAACAUUUUAUUGUUGAUUAUGACAAUGUGUUCUAACUUUCCUGUGUU